AUGGCUUCCUCUCCUACUUCCACCGCAUGGAAUAAGUUGCUACAAUUCCACAUGGAUUCCAGUGAUGACUCAGACGAUUUAGUGAUUGUUUUAUCGGCAGAAUCGCAGUCUAGUUUACAAGAUUUCCUCGUUAGGGUUCUUGAAGUAAAGGACGGAAAAUCUAGCCUUGCAUCAAUUGGCUAUUAUCACAAGAAGUUUGACAUUGGAGGCGAAGAAGAACUUGGCCGGCAAACGCUAGUACACAUCUAUACAGUUUCAUGGCCAUUAACGGCCUCAGCCGUGGAUUUACUGUCCGUGUUUAUAAAUUCGGAGGUGGAUGCUGUUCGGUGGGUAUUUCUUUUAGAUUGGAUACAAGGCAACCAUAAGCUCUGGCUGCGUGGUGUUUGUGACAGCCUCGAGGCAUUACGGAACAAGCUCGCACGAAACAUAGGAGGUUUGGAUUUUUGCACGAUAGUUGGGAUGCAAGCCCACGUUUGCGGGGACUUGGAACUUGCGUCCUCAGACUGGGAUUCAAUAAAGAUGGAGUUUAUGAACCAAUCAUUGAGGUCAUUGGCCCUUUUGAAAAGUGUCUCUCUGUUAUCUUUUGAAGACACAACAUCGGCCAAGGACACACUUGAAAUGCGAAAAGUAGUACUGGGCCUUAAGUCCAAAAAGACCCCAGAGUUUAUUGCCAUGAAUAAGCUCUUUGUGCCUCAAGGGUCAGACUCCGAGGGUAAAAUAAAGACGAUGGGAGAAGACUUCCCCGUCAUGCAGGCCGACCAGCUGUCUUUCAUAGAGAAGCAAUUCGAGCGCAUUAUUCCGGGAAGGCGUCAAGGAGAGAGAGUUUCUAAGGAUAGAUACAACAUGAAAGACGCCAAGAAAAUUACAGAGAUCCCCGACAUUGAUAUUCAGACAGAACUAGCAGAAAUUUAUCAACUACAAAAGUCUUCUCUAUUAAAGUCGAUGACCAGUCAAAAAUCAACACUCGAGUCUCUCGAACCCAGUAGCACGCCUGAUACUUGGCAAAAUGAUUCCUGA
Messenger RNA from Lachancea dasiensis, 1017 nucleotides. The record is from the annotation of a GenBank genome assembly. NCBI's taxonomy places the organism in Eukaryota, Fungi, Ascomycota, Saccharomycetes, Saccharomycetales, Saccharomycetaceae.